AAAUAUUUUACAAACCGAUAAUACAGCUCCAUAUCUAGCUCGUCACGGAAUCAGAUUUGGUCUAGAUUUAAAACUUGAAGAUUCUUUAGCAGCUUGUUUAGUAGAUCAAUAUCUUACUAGAACUCCAAUGGAUGUCACUGCAGAAAAUUUGCCUAAAAAAAUAAUAUUACUCGUGAACAAGCUGAUAACUGAUGCUGCUAGGUGUUUUUCUGAUAAGAUAACACCAGUUGAAGUCAAAACAAAAAAAGGCUUUGCAUUAUUUUUUAGAGAUGAGCAUCCAUGUUCACAAACAAUUAUCCAAAUAUUAUCUAAACUACCUUUUGUAUUUGUUAAAGAUACUGGUGUAGUAAUGGUGGAUAAUGCAUCGGGUAUUAGUGAUGAUGCAGGGGCAAUUAUUGUAGCUAGUGAAGAUGCUGUAAAAAAACAUAAAAUAGUUUCUUUAGCAUGUAUUGUUAGUUACUCUGUAACUGGUAUAGAACCUACUAUUAUGGGAAUAGAUCCUGUACCAGCAAUUAAAGAAGCAUUAAAAAGAGCCAAUCUUAAACUUUCAGAUAUUGGGCUGGUAGAAGUCAAUAAGGCCUUUGCUCCUUAA
This is a messenger RNA of Racocetra persica, 592 nucleotides long. Lineage: Eukaryota; Fungi; Glomeromycota; Glomeromycetes; Diversisporales; Gigasporaceae. The record is from the annotation of a GenBank genome assembly.